AGAAUGUCGAACAAGAAGAAGAAACAGAGUACAACAACGGAAGAUUACGGUUCCCUCCGUUACCGUGACGUCAAAGGCAAAGAAGAUUUCUUCGAUGAAAUCGAGUACGAAGUUUCUUCAAUCUUAUUGGAACUUUCGCAUCCCGUCGUAUUCUCUUCCGAUCCUCCUCUUCCACAUAAAUGGGGUCGCACUAAAAAGAGGUCUAGUUCCGUUUUACUGCAUCCGCCGGAGAAUUCUCCGGAGCCGGUGAUAAAAUCGCUGCCAAAGACGGAGGUCGGCGAGUUGGGAAGUACAUCGAGUUCUUCGUGCUUAACCGGCGAGGCUAAGAAAACCAGUCCCCAAAGCGUUAAUAAAGGUUUAGAGGAAGAAUUUUCUACGGCAAAUCAGAGGUCGAAGCUUUCAUCUCAGCUAAGCGCAUCGUCCUGCUCGGUUCUCAAGGCGGAGACGGGUUUAAUUAGGGCGCAAGCUGGGUUACUAGCCCAGCCCAUUGCGGAGAUGAGAAGACUAAUAGAUUACCAAAGCCUGCGUCAUCUACAGCCGUCGAUAUUCGUUGAUCGUACGGCCAACGUGAGGGAUGUUGAAACGGUGACGUUGCGACAACAAGCGACGCAUGAUAAUAACUUGGGAAGACGUGGCUUUGAUCUGAACCUUCCCGCAGAAGAGGAAGGUACUAGCCGUUUUGUGGCAACAACCAAAGCCCAAGCAGCUGCUCAAGCACGACAAAGAAGAUUAGGUUUAAUGAGGUCUAAGAAGCUUCUUUAUAGUAGAUGA
Messenger RNA from Thlaspi arvense, 771 nucleotides. NCBI's taxonomy places the organism in Eukaryota, Viridiplantae, Streptophyta, Magnoliopsida, Brassicales, Brassicaceae. The record is from the annotation of a GenBank genome assembly.